AUGGAGCGCAAAUACGUAACUCUGUGCAGACUUGAAGCGACCGGCUGCGCGAGCGACAGUUUAAGCGACGACCUCGCAAGGCGUCAGUCUGCCUCACGCUCCACAAGCUCGGCUCCCGCGACCGAUACCUCCGCCCGCGAGUCCGGCGCCUCGGAGGAGCCGGAACCUCGACACGGAAAGACCGCGCCGCGACCGGAUCCUGCAGCGACGGGGACUUUUUUUGCUUGGGAUGGAGAUGGGUCUUGGAAUCGAACGACGGAUUCCACACUGGCACGAGAGGCAAGGGAAAGCGGGAAAGAAAGAAUCAUCGGGAACAAAAACCCUGGGAUGGUCAACGGUAUAGAUGUUGCUAAAGCUAAUGAUGCCUUUUUUAAGGAAGAAGCUGCAGCCAGAGCCGCUGACUGA
Messenger RNA from Letharia columbiana, 405 nucleotides. RefSeq lists its product as uncharacterized. The coding region runs from base 1 to 405 and encodes 134 amino acids. NCBI's taxonomy places the organism in Eukaryota, Fungi, Ascomycota, Lecanoromycetes, Lecanorales, Parmeliaceae. The record is from RefSeq and is a predicted model, not a curated record. The transcript has 2 exons.